AUGCUACUCGGCAAAAGAAUCUACCGCGACAACUGCAAACUCCCUGCAGCGAUUCUACUGAUCACAGCCAUUCUCUUCAUCUCCCAUCUAGAUUUCACCUUAGACAGCGAAUCGCACGAAUCACGAUUUAAUCCAGCGCGAUCGCUCUCCGCGCUUCGAUCGAACAGGCCAUUCCUGGCACAUUUGACAGAUUCCGAUACAACUACGAAACAUGCGUACCCAGCGAUCCCUGCCAUUCCGGCCGCAUCCCGAGCUGCAACUACAGCGUCGGUAAUAGUACCACCUACAAGGCGGAGAAAACCGCCAUAUCGCGUCAGUGAAAUCAGCGUGGACGAUGUCGCGCUUCUGCUGUACACUGAGUCAUCGAUGAUGUGGGAUUUUCUACCGAUCCACCUCAUGUAUGAUUCUUUGCCAGAGCGCAUCAACCCGACGAAUGUCCUUCUUUAUUCCAACAGCGCCGCCUCGUUCGAGAAUUGGCGUAUCGUCAAUGUGUUCGAAAAUAUUUCUAUGAGUCACUCGUCCACGGCACUUCGGAAACAACAACAGGACUCACAAUCACUUCUCUUACAAUCGGAGAUGCAUGCCGAUGCGAAAGACGUCAACAAAUUCUUUCCCUUGCUCCAACAUGCUGGCCGCAACAAGCCUCAUGCGAAAUGGUAUGUUUACAUGGAAGACGAUUCGUACAUAUUCCUGCAGAACCUGCUCUAUCAUUUGAGCACGCUGAACUGGGAGGAAUCAUGGUAUAUCGGCAGACAAUCAUUCAAGCAUGGUCGAGGCGGAUUUUUUGCCUUGUCGCGUGGCGCAUGGGAGCAAAGUUUUGGGGUGCAGGAUGAGCGGAAUACACAGCAGACAUUUGCUCGAUAUUCGGGCGACCAUGAAGAUGCUCUCAGCCAGUUUCUGAAGGAAUCUGGGGUCAUGUUUGGCGAGGAAGAGUACACCGAGGAAACUCCGUCUUCUAGAGACUAUGUCAUCGAAUCGCACUGGGCAAGUAACACUUUGAAUCGCGAUAACUGGUGUGUUCCGGUGUAUAGCUGGCAGCAUACGGACCCCCGGGACAUUAUUCAGUUUUACAAUCUGGAAGAGGGUUGGGAUUUCACCAAGCGUUCGUUACGACACUGUGACAUAUUUACCCCCUUGGUCGCCCGCUACUUGUCUGGUGGUCGCACCGAGUGGCUUCACAAUAAAAUCGACGACACCCGUCAUCCAGCCGGUUAUGAAAUCACCCCCGACAAUUCAAGCCGCAAUAAUAACCCCAAUAUCCCUAAAGACGUUAAAUCAACAGCCGUUUGGCAGCAGGGUGGACAAUCAGCCGACGCGUGUGAGACCGCGUGCGCAACAUGGCCGGCAUGCGUACAGUGGAUCUUUGAAGAGCAUCGGUGUCGGUUAAACGAGGAGAUUAACACACUGUUUCAACUAGUCUCACCCAGAGCCUCUGCGUCGGACGAUCGCGGGCUGCAGGGCAAGACAAUAGGGGGGUGGAUGACCGAACGCAUUAAUGAAUGGCUGUGUUGA
This is a messenger RNA of Talaromyces proteolyticus, 1512 nucleotides long. RefSeq lists its product as uncharacterized. The record is from RefSeq and is a predicted model, not a curated record. Gene Ontology annotation, cellular component: membrane. The transcript is spliced from 2 exons. Bases 1 to 1512 code for a protein of 503 amino acids. Lineage: Eukaryota; Fungi; Ascomycota; Eurotiomycetes; Eurotiales; Trichocomaceae. Gene Ontology annotation, molecular function: glycosyltransferase activity.